Physella acuta is the source of this 3599-nucleotide messenger RNA. Its product is annotated as regulator of G-protein signaling 7. NCBI's taxonomy places the organism in Eukaryota, Metazoa, Mollusca, Gastropoda, Physidae. Gene Ontology annotation, biological process: intracellular signal transduction; positive regulation of GTPase activity; G protein-coupled receptor signaling pathway. The record is from RefSeq and is a predicted model, not a curated record. Gene Ontology annotation, cellular component: plasma membrane; cytoplasm; neuron projection. Gene Ontology annotation, molecular function: GTPase activator activity.
AUUGACCUUAAGGUUAACAUCCUUACAGCAGACAUCGCUUCCGCAUAUAGAUAUACUAAGGUCUAUAUAUAAAUAAAUAUACAUAGAUCUAGACUAGUCUAGUCUAUAUACAAUAAUUGUAAGCUAAAGUAAUAAAAACGAAAAUGCAUCAGUGCAAAAUGAUAAAAUAUAUACCUUAAAUUUGUUGAAAGAGGAUGGUAUUUGGAGCAAGGACAAUGGAUACAUGCCGUGACACAAAACCCCGACAUGCUGUCUACGAGAAGAUGGAAAAACUUGUCCAAGAGAUGCAGCAGUUGAAGUCAGGUGUACCUGUCCGUAGUCAAAAAACAUUCCUUACUUUCAUCCCAUCAGUGUUCAGUGGCAGUGAUUUAAUACAAUGGUUGGCUUCACGAUUAAAGAUUUCUGAAGAGGAUCACAUGGAAGCUGUUAAAAUGGCAAUGCUUCUUUGCCAUUAUGGAUAUAUUUUUCCAGUUACUGAUCAGAAAAAUUUGACUGUUAAAGAAGAUGCAUCACUCUAUCGAUUUCAAAAACCAUACUACUGGCCUUCCCAAAAUGCAGAGCCUGAUAAUGUUGCUUAUGCAAUCCACCUAGUUAAACGUUCUAUGCGUAAUAAGCAAAAGCAUGGGCUAGAGGAUUAUGAACAGGCAAGUUUGACCAAAUUGCAAACAAUGUUGUGUGAUAAAUGGAAUUUUAUUGUCACUCAAGCUCAAGACCAAGUAAAAAUUGCUAAAGAAAGAAAAAGAACAGAUAAGUCCAUAAUGGAUAGCCAAGAACGUGCUUUUUGGAGAAUUCACAGACCACCGCCUGGGUGCAUCAAGACUUUAGAUGAAGGUCCAAAACGUAAUUUUCAACCUAGUCAGAUGGCCGCUAGGCGGAAGAAAAACAAAGACCUACUUCAAAAGGAAAUAAAAUAUUUGUUGAGAUCCAUAAAUAUAUGUAGAGUAAAGACUUCCAAAGCAAUUGAAAAUUUAGAACAUUUUGCGGAACAGUACUUUGAUCUUGACCCUAUGUUAACAGCUCCAAUACCAUCUAAUCCAUGGAUAUCAGAUGAUACAGCUUUCUUUGAGAUUAGCGAUAACAACACAGAAGUUCCAACAGAGCAAAGAAUAAAGAAGUGGUCUUACAGCUUGCAAGCACUGAUAACAGAUCCACGUGGGAGAUACGAGUUUGAGAAUUUUCUUAUUAAAGAAUACAGCCAUGAGAACUUUAGCUUUUGGAGCGCUUGUGAGGCCUUAAAGUUCUGCCGGCAGUCUGAAGUAGAAAAUCGUAUACAGAAAAUUGCAGAAGAAUUUUUAACAGAUGGAGCCCCUCAUGAAAUCAAUAUAGACAGCAGAUGCAGCGAGGAGGUUCAAAGGAAUAUGAAAUUAUCGAAACCUAACAGAUACACCUUUGAUAGUGCCCAAGAACAAAUAUUUUCUUUGAUGAAGAAGGAUACCUAUCAGCGAUUUCUUCGAUCAGAGCAGUACAAAGCACUUUUAAAUAUUGCGGCACAACCUGGUGGGAAGAAAAAAUUUUUCAGUUUUGGCUCUCGUAAAAAAAAUACAUUGACCCCAAGUCCUAAACCUAAACGCCGUGGCAGUGCAGGCAAUGAUGCUGACAUGGAAAAUGCAGGAGUUGCACACCAUUCCUACAGUACAGGAAAUCUUCGGGAAUUAGAUGACAAAUCUUCAGUCAUGCUAAGACGAGAUGCAAACUCAUCAGACAGCAGUCUAGCAAGUGAUACUUCACCUAACUUGGUGGCACGUCACAGCUUACGGUCACCUCAAGGAAGUCCACGGAAGAGUAAGCAGCUGGAAGUUCCUAAAUAUUCUGCUGUAAUAGCUGCUGAUUCCAGUAAGAAUGAUGCCCCUUCUUGUUUAGCUAUUGCUGUUCCCAGCAAAACCAAUGUUGUUGCUCCGUGGGAAGGAGUGGAUUAAUUUUAUAUUUGCAUUAUUUAGUCUUUUUGUUAUUAAUAUUAGAAACCAAUUUUUUUUUCAAGAAAAAUCUGUAAUUGAAAGUUGCCAGGAAAUUAAAAAGUUUGAAUCAGUUCAUAAAAUAUUGGGAAAUAACUUUGUGCAUUGUGAACUUAUUUUUUGUGCUUCACUAAAAUAAAAGCUAUAAAAAUUAGUUCUUUAUUGCUAUAUUUAGUGUGUAGGUUGAUGUCUUUUAAUCAUUCGCGUUUGAAACCUGUAAUAUUUCUACACUUAAAGAAAUUAUCAGUUAUCACUCUAUUCCCUUUCAAGCAUGAAAUAAUUACGGGUAAAAUGUACAUCAACAUGCUAACCAUAUCAUGCAAACUAAAACUUAAAAAUACUUGUAGUUUAUGAUCCUUUUAAUUUGACACAUAGUGACAAAAACAACUAUGCAUUUUAACAGUAACUAUUAUUGGGGACAGGGUGAAAUAAAAAAAUUAGUUUUUAAAAUUAUUUUGGGGGUUUAUUCAACCAGUAACCAGUUUAUUAUCUUUUGGAAAAUCUGCUUAUAAAAAUGUUAAUCAGUUUUUGUCAGUCUAUAACUGCUGAAGAAUUAAUAUAGACAGGUAUAAAGCUAAGGCUAACGGUUUACUUUGUUUAGGAUAACUUGGUUGCUGUAAGUAUGUAAAAUAUUUUGCUUUAAAUUUUUUGAUGCUGAAAGAAUCACAGUAUAUUCUUAGUACUGUACAUACUAAUUGUGGAAAAUUCAGUUAAAUUCAUAGAACACAUUUACAUUUAAAUAAAUUUAAUUACUUAGUAAGAUUUAUUUCAAUAAGUAAAGAAAAUGUUAAUGUUUUAUAUUUUUAUGAUUGUAUGAUUUUUAAAUGAUGUUCCAGCGUUUUACAAACAAAUACGUUAGUGUUUGGACGGACAAAAAGAAGUUUAGAAUUAUUUUAUUGAUAGCUAAAUUGUAGUAUUAAUAAAUGUAUUUAAUGUUAGUGAUGUCAUGUUUCUUUCCCAUAGAUCACAACAUUGAAUUUGUAAAUGCGUUGUAACAUUAAGAGUGUUAACAUUUAUUUCAUGUUGCUGUUAAAUGCAUUAUAUUAGUCAAACUCAUUAAAGUGCAAUUUUUAUGGAUAAAUAUCAUCAACGCAGCUAGCAUUUGUGUUUCAGAUUAGUUUCACUGUAAAUUUUUUAUUAAAAUUGAGAUUGUUUUCUUAGAGUAAGACAUUUUGGUUCAUGAUAAUCGUUUUCUAUAAAUCUUAUAUGAAUGUGGAUGUUUAGCAAAUUCUGAUUCAGUGAAUGUUCACACUGAUUGGAAUGAUCCAUAAUAAUACUGGAUGCAUAAAUAUUGUGUAUUCUCAAAUUUCUCCCUUCCUAAUUAAUGCACUAAUUUUUUUAGAUUCACAUGAAACCCUUUGUCAUUUUAAAACUAUAUUUCUUAUAUUGUUCUGUUGUAGAGCUUUGUAAAUGUCCUGUCUUUACUGGUCACAGCUGUUUCUUAAUAGGAAAUUCUUAAUAUCAAUUUAUAAACAAAUGUACAUGUAACAUACAGUUGUUUUUGCCUCUAAUUUCAUUUACAUCUUGAUGAGAUGUCAGGUGUCACUAAGAAGAAAGGAAUUUUAUUCAAUAGAUUCAACUAUAAUUUAAUGCUACUGCAGAACAUUAAUAAGUAAUUUACUUAGACUAGCUUUAACACCCCCCCCC